This is a messenger RNA of Ziziphus jujuba (common jujube), 546 nucleotides long. RefSeq names its product putative invertase inhibitor. Gene Ontology annotation, molecular function: enzyme inhibitor activity. Lineage: Eukaryota; Viridiplantae; Streptophyta; Magnoliopsida; Rosales; Rhamnaceae. The transcript has a single exon. The record is from RefSeq and is a predicted model, not a curated record. Bases 1 to 546 code for a protein of 181 amino acids.
AUGAAGCCCGUCAUCAUUUCUUUAUUCCUCUCAUCUCUCUGUUUCCUCUCUUGUUCGUCACAAAGUGUUUUCGCCAAUGAAAGCAACGCCACUGGGACCAACCUAAUUGAAACCGCUUGCCAGCAUGCGGGUCAGAGAGAUCUAUGUGUGACGACCCUUGAGGCGGAUCCAAAUACCCAUGAUGCUGAUAUGCUAGGCCUAGCUUUGAUCGCACUUAGGCUCGCAUCCUCUAAUGCAUCCGACAUCUCCGAGCACGCCAAGCUUUUAUUCAAGGACACCACUUUGGAACCCACCAUUCAGGACGGCUACGGAGAAUGCUUGGACCAUUAUUUGGACGCUGCCGAACAGCUUGACGACUCCAUCGCCGCGCUGUUGACGAAAGCUUAUAAGGAUGUAGAAGUUUGGGUUAAAGUUGCAAUCAGUGAUGCUGAUCAAUGUGAAUCUGCGUUGAAAGGCAAAGAGCCGGCGAUGGUUGAGAAAAAUCAAAUAUUUCGCCAGUUAUGCAACAAUGUUUUGGCAAUUGUCAAGGUCUUAGCUGAAAAGUGA